Molecule: messenger RNA, 1911 nt
Organism: Lachancea meyersii CBS 8951
Lineage: Eukaryota; Fungi; Ascomycota; Saccharomycetes; Saccharomycetales; Saccharomycetaceae
Source: the annotation of a GenBank genome assembly
AUGCUAAUCAAAUGUGAACUCUCACCAGUAAACUCCAAAAAACGCUUGAAGUCUCGGCUUCUACCGGCUCUUACAGCGAUGGAACGUAGCAAACAGACGCUGUAUGAUACCCACAUCAACAUGUAUCCACCGGCUCGAAAAGAGCCGCAUUCCCAGCGCAUUGCAGGCGGAAGCCCGUCUCGAACAGUACCGUAUCCAGUUGAAGACGCCCAGCAGCCCAUGAGUCCCGUACCGCUGCAAUCGGCCCAGACACUGCGCUCUAUGCGAUCGACAGCAUCGUUAAACAGCAGAAGCAAAACAGGAACGCCCACAAACCCACGGUACGAUCAGCCGUUUUCUUUCCAGAGUUUGGCAUCGCGCGGCCCCUCAGCGGACUCGUUGAUGAACGCAAAACCCAGUAAUAGCUCCGUCGACACAUUCCAGAGUGCUAGUGAGGUGUCAGAGUCUACGGUGCCGCCCCCGCCUUACGUGGAAACCGACGCAGUGGAGACGCCACGCGUUCUGCAAGAGAAACUGUAUCGCCAGCCGAGCGAUUUCAGCGAGUUUAGCGAGGCCAGCGAUCAAGUUCCUCGCUCGAAUGAGAGUGCUAAGUCCCAGGAACGCGAUUUUUCGCACUACAGCGAAGUUGCAAAGCGAUUUUUCGACGUCUAUCAGGCGACUAUCAAUGACUCGCCCAAUUUUACCGCAGAGAUCCAAAUGAUAUGGUGCGAGACACUGCUGCAAUACGCUUUUAUCGAUGAAUUUAUUGCCAACUACAACAUCAACGGCAACAAGCUCAAAAGAACGCUAACAGCAGCAGAAAUGCUGAAAAACCAGAAAAUUAUCUUGGAACACGCUUUGAAAGUUUUGACCAAGCUGAUCACACUGCAACAUGGGCCUGCACUGUAUUUGAUGGCCACGCUGUACUCGCAACAGCCAUAUCUAGAGGUCAAGAUCCAAGCUGUGAUAGCGCGGAACGACGCCAAAGCGUUGGAUUACUACUGCAAGGCAGCCGCUCUAGACGUCAGUGACGCUUGUUACCGUGCCGGUGUGUGCUACGAAUACCAAAGGGGCACUUCUCCAGAGCUGAAUCGCAUACGAUCGUUGCAGAAGGCCAUACACUAUUACGAAAAGGGUGCACUUAAUUGCGACAACAUCGCGUGCAUGUAUAAGCUGGGGAUGCUGUGUCUCCAGGGCGUGAAAGACUCAGAGGGAAACCAGAUUUUGAAGCAAGAAGUCAAAGUGGCCGUGAACUGGUUUUUAAGAGCAAUUCGUCGUGAUGAGAAAGUCGGCGAAAGGCCCGAAACCUCCGAAAAAGCUGAAAAUGAAACUGCUAAGCAGCACAACGGGGCUGCUGAUGCUACAAAAAAUGAUCUAGUCUCGCCACAGGCAAUGUACGAGCUCGCAAAAGUGUACGAAUUCGAUGGUUUGGCGCCCAUGCUGCAAGAUUUGCUGACUGCGGCGGGGUUUUCGCGGAAUCCGACGAAAGCGCUACAGUACUACCACCGCUGUGCAACGCGGUACCAGUACCCACUUGCACAGUGGCGAAUAGGCCAGUGCUACGAGUUUGGACAGCUAAACCUGGCUUUAGCGGCCAACAAGUCGAUUGCAUGGUACGCCAAAGCGGCCACAGCCAAACCUCGCGGGAAUCCGAUGGCCAUGAUGUCGCUGAGUGGCUGGUAUCUCACGGGUGCCAAGGGCGUGCUCAAGGCCAACAACCAUGAAGCUUUCAACUGGGCCCGUAAGGCAUGCCACGCCUCGGAGGGCAAGUUGGCCCGUGCAGAAUAUGCAGUUGGGUUUUUCUACGAGAAUGGCGUUGGAUGUGCGGUCGAUCUCGCGGCAGCGCGCGAACACUACCAGAAAGCUGCCAAUGCUGGUCAUAUCAAGGCCCAAGAACGGCUCCGGAACAACUACGACUGGAGCGUUGGGUGA